AAUUGUUAUUCUACCCCUCUUUUUAGUAGGUUUUCUUUCUUCCUUCCUUUCUUUUUCUUUUUCCUUUUCUUUUCUUUUCUUUUCUUUAUUGCGCCAUGAGCAUCUUUUUAUGAUGGAUACCGGCGCAUUACAAAUGUUCAUAUUAUUAUUACCUACCAUCCUAACUCUGAAAGUUUAUGGAUCUAGUUCAUACAACUUGGGAUAUAAGAGUAAUCAAGUAUCACUGAACAUCCCCUGUGAGUUUCAGGUCACAAAACCAAGGUCAAAGGUCAGUUAAGGUCAAUAAACUUAGGCCAUGUUGGGGUAAUUGUUGAAUUGCCAUCAUAACUUUGAAAGUUUAUGGAUAGAGUGAAUGAAAUGUGGACAUGGGUGUAGUUGACAAGUCUUAAGUCACCGUUCAAAUGUCAUUUAUGGUCAAUGAACGUGGUAUUAUGUCAUUAUAUGAAUGGUGUUUUUGUGAAUGAUUAUUUAAUAGUAGUUUUCAAAGUUAGCACUGCUGCUAUAUUAAAUCGCGUAAUGCAGGCGCGAGACUGCCAGAGGCGUUCCACUUGUUAUGUAUAGGAAUAACUUUAGCAACUUUCAGACCUUGAGGUACAAUACCCUUUUCAAUACAUAAAUUAAAAAUACAGCAAAGUGGUUUAGAAAUAGCAUGUAUAACUCUUUUGACAACAGUGCAAUCAAUAGAGUCAAAACCAGGAGCUUUUCCAUUUUUAAAAGAUGUAACAAUAUUAAUUAUUUCUUUUUCUGUAAUAGGUAAAAAAUAAGCUGUGUAGGGACAACUUUUACCCAAGAAUGAUUAAAAGUUGUUGCAAGAGUUACUAUUAUUCAUUCCAGCUAUUUCAUGACCAAUAUUCUUAAAAUAAUCAUUGAAACCUUCAGCGAUAUUCUUGGAUUCACUAAUAAGUGUACCGUUACAUUGGAAUACAGAGGUGUUUUUAUGGAGUCUUUUUCUUUGUAACAGAUCAUUAAUUGUUUUCCAUGUUUUAUUAAUGUUUCCUUUAAACAUAUGAAACUUAGAAAAGUAGUAAUCUCUUUUUGCAUCACGUAUUUGUUUUGUAUAAGAAUUUCGAAAUUUAGUAUAACAUUCUUUUCUGUGUGAUGUAGGAUUUUUAAUAUACCUUUUAUAUAAAUUAUUUUUUUAGAACACUUCUGUUUAAGUUUUUUGUUAAACCAUGGUUUAUGAUUUUUUCUUUAUUUUUAAUCUUCUGAGAGGAAAACAUUUAUUAUAAGUCUCCGAAAAAAACUCCAUAAAUUGUUUAUACAUAUAAUUUGGCUCAUCCUGAUAUCUGCAAAGCAGAUUAUCAAAAUCAGUUGAAGAUAAAACAUUCAGAAAACAGUCAAUAUUGAUAUCAUUAAUUUGAUGUUUAUAUGUUACAGGUUCAUUUUCAUAUAUACCUUUAAACUCAAACAUGGCAAAUAUUGGCAAAUGAUCAGAUAUGUCACAGGUUAGUAUUCCUGUGGAAAUAUUGCACAUACUAUUUGUAAAUAAAUUGUCAAUCAAUGAAGCUGUGGAGUUAGUUAUUCUUGUUGGUUUUGUAAUACAAGGAAAAAAGCAAUAUGAGUAAAAUAAUUCAAGCAACUCAUUACAAGAACUCUGUACAUCUAAUUUCAUUAAAUCAGUAUUAAAGUCUCCAAGAAAUAUACAUUCUUUUUUCUCAUUAUGAACUGUAGACAAAAUAUUUCCUAAAGUAUGCAUAAAAUGUGCAUGUGAUUGAUCAGGUGGUCUAUAGAAGACACCAACAAUAAUGUUCUUUCCUGGUUUUAAAAUUUCAAUAAAAAGGCUUUCACAAUGACAAUUAAAUACUGAGAUGUCAUUACGCAUGAUGUAUCUUACAUCAUUUCUAAUGGCAAAUGCAACUCCUCCUCCUUUUCUAUUAUUUCGUGAUUUACUCUCAGUCUUAUAUCCAUCGAUAUUAAAUUCACCUUUUUUACCAUUGUCCAACCAUGUUUCAGUAAAUGCUAAAAGACCAAAAGAAUUAUUUAAAUGUGACAGUAGAGACGUUAUAUCAUCAUAGUGUUUUGGCAAGCUACCACAAUGUAAAUGCAGGAGUGAAAAACCAUGUGUUUUACCUGAGUUUUCAUUUAAAAAGUCUUCUGGUGUUACAUAUAUACAGUCAUUAUCAGCCUCUUCCUGUAAUAUAUAACUCUCAUCGUUCACAACAGGUAUUGACAGAGCAGAAUGCUAGGUACAUCUAACAGUGACAUUAUAAUUAUGUAUCUAAGAGUAAAACAACAGGAAAAGGAUGUAAAAAUGCAGUGCAAAUAUUGAAUAACAGAGACAUCAAACCUUAAUCUUUUAGUAACAAAUAGUGAUGGCAUGCAGAAUUGGUAGCAUACGUAAAGACAAAAACAACAGCGGUAUGAAUACAUUGCAGUAUCUGGGGGAACAGUCAUAAAAUUAAUCUCUUAAAUUACAAGUCCAGAAUUACAUGUAAGAGAUUACAAAUGUUUUGAUUUUUUGAUGAAUUGAGAAGGGAAUCAAAGAUUGCCAGUGGAUAUCUGCAUAAUAAUAAAGGUAUGAUUUAUAUUAGGAAAGCAAGAUGAGGCAUUUGAAGAGUCACUAUGUCAGACGGGCAAGAUCUGCUUCUGUAGAGAUGACGAGUGUUACUGUCUUGCCACCACUUGCUUUAACUUGGGCAAAGAUUCUUCCAUCAUAGGUCCAUGCAUUAAGAACAUUGUUGUUAGUCAUCUUCACACUUUUGUAGACUUUACGGUACAGCGAUUGAUUUUUCAUAGUCAGGUCUUCUUGUAUGGAUAUGCGUGAUCCUUUCAAGUUUCUGCGUGAUGAAAUGACCUGCUUUCUAACACGAUAGCUACAGAACUUAACUAUCAGUGCGCGAUGUUUUCCAGGAUCUGGAUCCGUCUUUCCUACGCGAUGACAUCUUUCGAUGUCAGCUGACGUUACGUUGAGCUUCAAUCGCUUCUGGAAUACAUCAGUGACAAGUUGGUCAGGAUUCUCUCCUCGAAUCUCGGGGAUUCCAAAAAUCCUGACACAGUUGCGGCGGGAAUACUGCUCAAGAUCGUUGUUCGCUCUCUUCAGGGUAUCCAGCUGCUCCUGUUGUGACUGCACAAAGUUUUGAAGCUUCUCCAUGGCCUUCUGGUUCUCCUCCAUCUUAACUUCCAGUACAUGUAUGAAACCUCGAUUUUCCUCUGUGUAGUCUACGAGUCGUUGGUACGUAGCAUCUACAAUUGAUUGUAUCAUCAAUUUUAUCCUGUCUAGAAAUGAGGAAUUAGUCAGUAGAUCAUUCAUUACAGUUGUAACUAUAGACUCUGUACUAUGCGAUGUUGUCGGUGAAUAUAGAUUUUCCUCAAUGUGUGCUUUUUCUGGAGUCCCACUCUCUUGCUCUUCAUGGACAUGGGUAUCCGAAGAUGUUCCAGUCUUUUUCUUUUUUGUUUUAGUCAUAUUGAACGAAUGUACAUGAAGAACAGUAGAUGUUUAUAUAUAUAUAUUUGGCAAGAUAGAUUGACAGAAGAUUAAAAUCGUAGAUUAAUAUGGAGUCUGAUUUCUAUAAGUCUCUGCAGAAUGACAAGCAGCCGAUGUACAUCUACGCUCAAUGGGUAAUGCACACACAGAAGUCAAUACGUGGGACACGUAGGAAGAUCACAUAACGGAAGCACAAUACAGACGGUUAAAAAGCAUAUAUCAUCAUACCAGUUUGUUGCUGAAAUUAUCUAGGAGGAUCCUGGCAGUUGAUUGAACAGGAUAUUUACAUUAUCAGAAGUAUAAAAGGCGAUGAGAAUGAGGAAAAGAGGAAUCUUUGGAGGAUCUAAUCAAACAUGUCGUCGCGGUCGUCGUCGUAGUUAGAAUGAUUAAAAUUCAAGCAUUAUUUUAAAUGAACAGAACUUUGUUAUUUCCGGAUCAUUUGCUGUGAUUGAGGCUGAUAGAAUGAUUGAUAUGGGUUUUGAGCCCGACGUUCAAAAGAUUCUUGAAUACUUACCAGUGACCAAUCAGAAACCAGAUACAGAAGAGGCAGAAGAUGCUACCAAACUUCUUGCAAACUUUGCCUCAAAGAAGAAAUACAGACAGACUGUGAUGUUCACGGCCACCAUGCCUACGGCUGUAGAGCGUGUAGCACGAUCUUACUUGCGCCGACCUGCAGUGGUAUACAUUGGUUCAGUUGGAAAACCUGUUGAGAGUGUACAACAAAUAGUUUACAUGACAACCAAUCAAGAGAAGAGACAUAAACUGAUACAGCUUCUUGAGAAGGGUAUAGAUCCUCCUGUACUUAUCUUUGUCAAUCAGAAGAAGGGUGUUGACGUCCUUGCAAAGAGCUUAGAAAAGAUGGGCUUCAAUGCAACUACUCUUCACGGAGGUAAGAGUCAAGAGCAGCGUGAGUAUGCCCUGGCAUCCCUGAAAGCAGGAUUGAAGGAUAUCUUAGUAGCAACGGAUGUAGCUGGUCGUGGUAUUGACAUCAGGAAUGUUUCUCUCGUCAUUAACUUUGAUAUGGCCAAGAAUAUUGAAGGUAAGAUCACAAACACAAUACCAUUUUAUCUAUUCUUAGGUGCAAUAUAUAUAAUCAAGCUGCUGUUUCCAGCUCAAUUUAUACAUUCAAGGAAUCAAAGAUGAUAAUAAUAUGAAUAAUAAGAAGAAGAAUAAUGAUUAUUGGAUAUGGGUCCAUCUGGUUGGGUACAAAAAAUUACAAGAUGUCCAGUAAUGUAGGUAUCAAAUUACAGUGAAGUACAAUUCAGAUGUAGCUCAGAUUUGAUGUGUCAAUGUGAGGAAGGUCUCCUUAAUCAUGUUUGAUCUUGAAAUCUUUUCUGGAUUUGUUGUAGUUCAAAUAAACUUUUUACCAACAUUAAAUGGACAUCACAUUGACUUUUUGGCAUCCUUUUUUUAAUUGUUCUUGCUCACUCAUGCAUAAAUGAGGAAUCAUGCAAGUCAUACCACAUGAAAGAGGAGAAUCUAAGUUUUAACAUGCAAAUGCAUUACUUCGCCAUGUGCAUUUUUUUUUUCAGCUGAUCCACUCACUGCCUAUUAAACCAAAAUGGUUCUAGAAAUUAUUUUCAUUGUGAAAUAAGCCUUGUGGCAUCUGAUAUUAAUCGUUAGUAAUUCCCUGAAUUGCUGCAAUGUUUGGUUAAAAUAUCCAGCAAAAGAAAAGGAGUGUACCACAUUCAAAAUUUGACUUGCAAACUCAACCCAUAUUUUUGCCACCAUUUGAGAUGGGUACAGUACUCAAACUCUAUCUAGGUCAGGAUAUUUUGGGAGUUCAAUGGCUGGGAAGAUCUCGACCACGUGAUCGCGCCGAAAAUUGGCACGCAGGUUGUUUGGGACAUAAUCAACUAAAUUGUAAUUUCAUGCAAAUUGCUAUUAUUUAAGUGAUUAUGCUAAUUUAUGCGUAAUUAGUAUCUGAAAUCAUACUUUUUCCUCUAAGUCCCUAAAUAAAGCUCCAAAUGUUCUUAUUUUUGGUAAAGAAACUCUUUGUUGUUUCUUAGCAAGUGUACAUGAAAUAAAUGCGAUAUCAGGUCAAUUUCUUAAAUGUAUUAUAUUGUUUUUUGCAAUUUCUUUGUUUUGGGGACCUUCUGUUUUUCAUUUUUUUUUUUCAAUGAAAUUUGUUGAGGACUCUUCUGAGAUCAUAAACAGCAUAAAAUAAAUACAUUUUAGACCAGCAAAACUAAAAGUAAUCAUACAUUUAUGAUUUUUGGUUAAAAACACAAUUUGCAUCGACUGAGUACACAAAAUCACGUUUUUGAGCAAUUUUUGGUCAAACAUGCACUUACAUAAUGUUGCGUAAUUUUGGAACCGCGUACCCGGGUGACGCAAAUUGGUCUCAAAAGUUGCGCAAGACUUGAAAGUAAAAAGUCAGUGAGCAACGAGGUAAAAAAAAAUUGUGCGGCAAAAAUAUUGCGCGAAUCGUUGAGGCCCCCCCCCCCCCCUGGAUAGGGUUAAGUCUCAUAAAAAAUUUGAAUAAGAUUUUUUUCAUUUUUGCCAACUACAUGUACAUGUAGAAGCUGAAGACUGCCAAUUAUUGCCGAUGCUGAAUUAAUGAGUUUGCACAUUAUAAUGCCAAAUCACUGAUAAAUCUAACCCUAUACAUGGUUGAGGUUGGUUGAACCAUUUUAUCUAUUCCUUGACGUUGGGUCUCUUUGCUGCUGCUAGUAGAAUGUUUUGGUGUUCAUGUCAUCAUUGCAUACAUGUAUAUAUAGCCAAUAAAGUCAACUUUCAAAUGACACCAAAAAGUUGGAAAACUAUUCAUGCUUGAGUGAGCACUGCCCACUGAAACAAAGGGUAUGAAAAUUAGGGUGGGCAGGAUUAGCCUUCCAAUUUCUUUCAGUUUUUGAGAUGCGAGUCCCUUAGAACGCAAAGUUUAGGGUGUUUUGAUGAAUCAAUUAUCAAGCAUUAUCAAUUUAGGUUUUUUAGAGCAAAUUUCAAGAAUUAUUCAAUUGAAAUUUAAUGCAUGAGUGAUCGUGAAAUACAAUUUUUCACUUUUUCAAGUGGAUCUCAGCAAUGUGUUCAUGGAAGUCAGAAUAGGGAUAGGACUUAGGUGGGGGAAGUAGGUUGGCAGGAUAUGGGUCAACAGAACACUUAACCCCCCCCCCCUCUCUCUCUCUCUCUCUCUCUCUACCCCUUUCACCCCUCCUGAGAGACUAACCUUCGCUAGGGUGAGCAGGAAUUAGCCUUCCAGUUUUUUUAGAGGUGAGUCCUUUGGAACUUGCAAAGUUAAGGGUGUUAUGCUAAAUUAUUGAUGAAUUGAGAUCAGUUUUGGUUUCUUAAAGCUAAUUUCAUGAGUUACUAAAUUGAAAUGUAAUGCAUGAGAAAACAGGAAUUGUAAUUUUAGUGUACAUAGGGGUGAUUCCAUACGUGUCGUACGGGACAUUUAGAGAACAUUUGACAGUUUUUUGACAAGAAAAACAAAAUAUAUUCCAGUAACUAAAGGUGAUCAUCAAGUACUACCAGAGUGUUAGAAAAACCAAGACUUAACAUGACUUGAAUUCACAUCCUGUAUAAUACAGAUUUAAAAUAGUAAUGUGUCGUACGGACGCAGAAAAAGUGGCUUUUUUAGAAACCUCAAGUUUGUACUCUAAAGUCUGUGAGUUGGACAGAUAAUUUUCAUUGAAACUGAACUCAAAUUGAUAUUCAAUUACCCAAGAACAAACACAUCUAUGAAAGAAAGCGAAAUAAUCCUUCAUGAAUAAAUAAAGCAAAUUGCAAUUUUCGAGAACAUUGUGGCGUACGGGACACUCAAAAUGUGUCGUACGGGACAUCUCUAAAUUGAAGCCAAACUUUCUUACUUAAUGUCUCUUUGACUUCUUCAAUCACUUUAUUUGGCUGAUGAUAAUGAUAAUCCUAUCAAACUAAAGACAUUCAUUAUGUUAGAAACCGCUAUUGGCUGAAUAUCAAUGUCAAUUAUCAUAAACAAAAUAAUGUGUCGUACGGGACACUUGUGUGUCGUACAGGACACUUGAGUGUUGUACAGGCACUUGCGUGUUGUACUCGGCAGCCUGAAUAAAACAAUGAACUUUUUAUUAAUCAGAAGGGGAGCAUUGCCCCUAAAUUCUUCCUUUUUAAUGAAAAGUCUUUUAAUAAGUAGUCAUUCAGGACAAUAUAAUUAAGUAACCUCAAUAUAUACAAUCGGAAGCAAUAUGUUAUCAUUUUUUUUUCAUGAUGGGAAAUGUACAAGGGUUCACAGCAUUUUUACGAGCUGAAAAAUUUGAGGUUUUGUGUGAAGUUAUAUUCAGUGAAUUAAUUGAUGAUUUCCAAUACACUAUUUAAACAAUGAAUGAAUGAAACUGUUUGUGUAAAUUAUGGCGCUAAAAUGUUAUCAUUUUUCAUAUAAAAUGUAUAUAUACAUGACAACUGUCACUUGUAAUUCCACAAAAUAUUUUUUUCUAAAGAAAUGCGGUUCUACUUUUUCAGACCUUUCUGCAUUUCAUGAAACCAUAUGGUUUGUCUUAUUUUCCAGAUUUUUUUUACAACUUGAAAAAAGUAAGGAGUUUCAAUAUUGUAUAUAAAAAAGUAAGUGAUCAUCAAGGGAAGUCCAAAUACUAGUAGAUGAUUGAUAUGUAAUUUUUUUUACAUCUUAUAAUAAUUCCACAUUAGCAUGCAAGAGGAAGUCAUCUUCCAGGCUAGGGUGAAUCAAUUAUAAAGGUUUUCUUUUCAUGCUCAAUGACAAAGAAAUUAACCUGCUCUGACCAAAGAAAAUCACCAGUUUAGCUGGAGGGAUUCACAAAAGAAUACGCCUACAUGAAAUCAAUUAAAAUGGUUAGAAUCACCUAUUUCAUGUUCUAUGGAGAUAAAAAAAGUACCUUUUCAGUACACUUUAUGUCAAAUCAAUUACUUGAAUUGAAAUAGGUCUACUAUUUAUAGUUCCUGAAUCCAAAUCAUGUAAUUAAAUGCAUUAUGUAUUGUGUGUCGUACGGGACAACUAUUAAUAGGACAAUUAUUGAAAAAUGAAGGACAGUAAUUAGAUCCUUAUGGGAUAAAUCGAUCACCCAUGGGUCAAAGAUAGAGAAACUGAUUUUGUGAAAUUGCAUCAUCAAAAAAAAAAUUGUUGGAAAAACUUUUGCACUUUCAUGUGUCGUACGGGACAUUGCCAAAAAUAGGUUCGGAAAAAUCAGGGCUGCCCCUAUUAUGGAUCAUGAAAAUGUUGUAGAUAUUAUUUGGAACAUUCAAUGAUACAUUAUUCCAUUGACCUGCAAUAUUUUCAGUCUUCUCGUGCUUUGCCAAUAAUUGUUUCAGGCAGUGUUUGUACUUGACUAUUUAAUCAGCAAAAUUAUUGAAAAUUGAAAAUUCCAUUGUUCCCCCUAAAAAAACUAUAUCUGACUUCACUUUUGGUUAAAAUUCAUUAUUUUCAUAAAAUGUAGGUAUCAUAGUAAAAUAUUACACUACUUAUGACUUAUUGAAAGCAUGUUGAAAUUUAUGAUAUUUUUGAAGUUCUAGUGUGGAAUCGCCCAUAGCAUUUUUAGUUUAUUAUGUGGAUCUUAGCAAGUGUGCUUGCGAGAGUCAGAGUAAUGUGAUGGUACCUGUUACAUGCAAGGGGGUGAGAUAGGGUAAGACUGGGUUAAAGGGGCAUUCUUCUUUGUGUUCUCCAUCCCCUUUCUUUCUCCUGGAUGGUAUUUAAAACUGAAAUGCCAAGUGAAUUAUGGUUGACAGGUCUUUCUUUUCCAUUGAAGGAUUAUUAAGAACUUGACUAAUUAUGAUGAUUUAUGAAAUAAUUAAUUGAAAAAGCUGAAUGUUUGAUUGAUAAUUUAUUGAAAAAGCUGAAUAUUUGAUUGAUCACAUUGAUUGAGUUGAUUUACUAACAGAUUGUUGAUUGAAUAAUUGAUAGGUAAAAGUUAAUGACCUAAUUUUCAGACUUUAUUAUAAAAUUGACAGUCCGCUCUGCACUUAAUGCGUACAUGUAAUAGCAAUCAGUCUCAAUGAAUGUCAACAGGAGGGGGGAGGGGCAGACCUGUGGGAGGGAGGCUAAACGUUAUGUUGACCCUUUUCCAAUCAGCUUACUUCACCCACUGAAGUCCUUUCUUACCCCUAUUCUCCUGACUCCAAUGAACACACUGCUGAGACCCACAUUGUAAAGUUAAAAUGCUGCACUAAAGGUUGCAAUUCACGCUCACUCAUGCAUUUAAUUUCAAUUUGAUAAUUCAUAAAAUUUGCUCUUACAAUUUAAAUUGAUAAUGAAUGACCAUUAAUUCAUCACAAACACCCUCAAGUUUGCAAGUUCCAAGGGACUCGCCUCUCAAAAACUGAAAGAAAUCGAAAGGCUAAUUCCUGCCCACCCUAAUUUUUAUACCCUUUGUUUAAGUGAGUGGUGCUCACUCAAGCAUUAAUAGUUUUCCAACAUUUUCGUGUCAUUUGAAAGAUGACUUUAUUGGCUUCCCAUAUAUAUAAGUCCCCCCAAAGUGAUAUACUUUUUAUUUGGCAGCCAUUUCAAAACUGUAUAGUUUUUUUGGGACGCACUGUAUUUCAUUGAUUACGAAACCAGGCGAGACUCUUUGUGUAAUAUGUAAUUUCUAUGUAAAUGCACUACUGGUAUGAUCCCAAUCUUGCCUAAGAGAGACACAACUUUUGUGCUUCAUAUUUUUCAGGUGCAGAGAUUUGAUAUCUCACUGAUUGUUAGAGAGAAUUCUUGAAAAUAAUUAUGAUUUUAGUCUGGAAAAUGCUGAUGUACAUUGCUUCAUUUUUUGUCUCGCCGACCAGAGGUGAAGGCGAGACUUAGGGAUCCAAAUGUCGUCCGUCGUCCGUCACAAACCUUAUGACACAUAACUCCACAACCGUAAGUCACAAUUAACCAAAAUUGGGUAAUAGAUGGACUUGGAGGACCUGCAUGUUAUGCUGCAGUCGGAGGUCACAUGGUAAGGUCAAAGGUCAUUUUCAGGUCAAUGUUAAAGUUUACAUGCAAGACUCUCUUAUGACGCCUAACUCCGCAACCGUAAGUAACUUUUCAACCAAACUUGGAUGGUAGAUGGACUGGGGGGACCUGCAUGUUAUGCUGCAGUCAGAGGUCACAUGGUAAGGUCAAAGGUCAUUUUCAGGUCAACAUUAAAGUUUACAUGCAAGACUCUCUUAUGACACCUAACUCCACAACCGUAAGUCACUUUUCAACCAAACUUGGAUGGUAGAUGGACUUGGGGGACCUGCAUGUUAUGCUGCAGUCGGAGGUCAACGUUAAAGGUUACAUGUAAGACUCUUAUGACACCUAACUCCGCAACUGUAAAUCACUUUUCAACCAAACUUGGAUGGUAGAUUUACUCAGAGGACCUGCAUGCUAUGAAGUGUUGGGAGGUCACAUGAUAUGGUGAAAGUUCAUUUUGAGGUCAACAUUAAACUUUAUGUGCAAGACUCUUAUGACAAGUGUUGGAUCGUUGACGGAAAGGAACUAUUACAGAUGGCAAAUUCCGCUUGGGAUUGUAUAAGUACAACGAUCAACUGAGCUGGCCUCCGAAGAACCGAUGUAACUGUGUUUAUUCAAUCUAUGGAGUUAUAAGAAAAAAGAGGGAAAAAACAUCCUCAGUUUCAUGACCAUAAAUGUAUCACUGCAUGUUAUGUGGUUUACAUAACUUCCUAAACCAUGAACCAAAUUCAUAUUUGACUUUACAGUCUGAAUUAAAUUGUUUAUGAAAGAUCUGAAGUCUUUGCUUUUACUUUCAUGAUGCCAUGUUUGCAUUAAGUACUUGACAAAUAAAUUGAAUUACUGGUAAAAAUAAUCCUUUAAGUCUGAACAAGUGUCUUCAUUGUUUAACAUAUUUUAGUUAAAGUUUUAGUAUAAUUUCUCAAUCUGUAAACUCCAAAUAUCCCACUUGUGACAUCAUGAGUAAACAAACACCUCAAAUAUAACAAUGGCUAACAUUGCAUCUGAAAUACCUAACGUAAACGUGAGCCAACUGGCAUCAAUUAUUCAUAGUCAGAAAUGUACUUUAUUCUACCUCUGAGGCUUUCUUCUCAUAUGCUGGAUAUUUCAAUUAAUUUCAUAUAUGUAUAAUUAUUUUGAAGAACAAUUUCAUUUUGAUAUUUGCCUAUUUUAUUCCAAUUUGUAUAUUUUUCAUAUGUCUGUAUAUACCAUUUGUAAACUGAAUGUAAUUCAUCCUUUGGCUGCUAUUUUCAGUGAAUGUUGAAAUAAAUAAACCAUUCAAUCAAAAAAAGAAAUGACUGAAGCAAUUGAAAAAUGAUGCCUAUUUGUUGCAUUCAAAAUCUGCCAAAGACAAAUCUAAACGUCUGAAAGAAGACUAAUAUUUGCAUUUUCCUAUCUGUGCAGUUUGCACUUAUAAAAACUAAACAUUUGCUGUGUGCUGUGUGUGCAGGGCAGUGGUUGUGUGUCCUAAACUUUCCUAAAAUUUCACUUUUUGGAGUUUUUAUCUUCACAGUUUUUACUUGUGGCCAGUAUUCAUUCUCAUUUAAGGACCUGGAAGUACUUUUUUAGGGAUAUUCUGAUGUUGAUGAGGAGUUAUAUCCAGCAAUUUUUUGGACAUACUGAGAUACUUAGGUCAGCCAUCUUGGUGUAGUCCCUAUUGCGGGGGGCCGAUAACAUAAAUAAUCAUACACUCACUUAGCUCACAUACACUUCACACCGGGAGAAAGUCCUACCUUUAUCUUGUAUAUUCACUGCUCUCAGGAUGUCUGCUAUAGCCGGGGGCUGAAUGUAGAGUCUUCUUCUUGUGACUGUGUUUGCGUGUGUGUGUAGAUUACCGGUAUGUGUAUUGUACAGCUGACUGCAGAUCUUGUGUUCAUUCCUCCCGCCGGUGGGUCAUGUGACAUUGUGUGCUUAAUUACGAGUACUACUAAUCCCUACUAAUCCCCUAACACCAUACUUCCCCCCACCCUAAAAAAAUUGGGUGGCCCAUUUUCUAUAUAACUUAGCAUAACUUGACAUACUUAACAUAAGGAAUAACCCAACUUAACAUAUAAAGGAAACCCUAAACAUAAAAUCAUAAAAUAUACAUCAACGUACAUUUGGUUUUUCCUUUUUU
Messenger RNA from Lytechinus pictus (painted urchin), 12402 nucleotides. Its product is annotated as probable ATP-dependent RNA helicase DDX23. The record is from RefSeq and is a predicted model, not a curated record. Gene Ontology annotation, biological process: mRNA splicing, via spliceosome. Gene Ontology annotation, molecular function: RNA binding. Gene Ontology annotation, cellular component: catalytic step 2 spliceosome. NCBI's taxonomy places the organism in Eukaryota, Metazoa, Echinodermata, Echinoidea, Temnopleuroida, Toxopneustidae. The transcript has 4 exons. The coding region runs from base 3887 to 4567 and encodes 226 amino acids.